Astyanax mexicanus (Mexican tetra) is the source of this 974-nucleotide messenger RNA. RefSeq names its product immunoglobulin lambda-1 light chain-like. Gene Ontology annotation, biological process: immunoglobulin production; immune response. The record is from RefSeq and is a predicted model, not a curated record. Bases 87 to 800 code for a protein of 237 amino acids. The transcript has 4 exons. NCBI's taxonomy places the organism in Eukaryota, Metazoa, Chordata, Actinopteri, Characiformes, Acestrorhamphidae.
CUCUGCAUAUAAGAAGCUGUGUGUGAAUGCUGGGUUUGCUCUGAAAGGAUUUUAAAGAUUUUGAUCUUUUAGAGAAGAAGAUCAUCAUGAUGAUCCUCAACGCCGCCUCGCUUUCUCUGCUCCUGCUGUUCCACAUCUCUGGUUUGGAGGCUCUCAAGUUAAUUCAGGAGAAAGCGAUGUCUGUGAAACUGGCAGAAAACAUUAAGAUCUCCUGCACAACAGAUGAUUCCAGGGGUUUUACUUAUACAUGGUACCAGCAGAAACCUGGUGAAUCUCCAAAGUUCUUACUUCAUGGCAGCACAAGAGCGAGUGGACUCGCGAGUCGAUUCACUUACAGCGAAUCUGGAUCACAGAUAUAUCUGCAUAUCAAUGGAGUUGAGGCUGAAGACGAGGCUGUUUAUUACUGCGCUUGCCAUUACUGUGAAGGCAGUGGCACAGUUGGUGAAGGCACUGAAUUGACUAUAGGUAAGAAAAGUCCUGCGUCUCCUCCCACUCUGCUCCUGCUGGCUCCGCCCCAGUCCCGCCCCUCCGGCUCGGAGGUCAGUGUGGUGUGUCUGGCUCGGGGUUUUCGUCCUGAUGGUGCCGCUCUGUCCUGGGCUGAGGACGGAAGCACCAUGGCGGGUCCUGAGGUCCACACAGGCCUGUCCCAGCGUCAGCCCGACGGUACCUUCAUCCGGAGCAGCGUCCUGAAGCUCAGCCCGGAACGCUGGAGCUCAGGACACACUUACACCUGUCACCUGACCCACCCCGCCCUCUCCAGCCCGCUCAGAGAGAGCGUCAGUGCGGGACAGUGCAGCUAGACGAGGACAGAUAUCACAGAAUGAUUGUGUUCAAAGUCGUUCAUUUUACUUUUACUUAUCUUGGAUUUGCUGUAAUGUGGCCACUAGAGGCAGUGUAACUCUCUGUACUGUCGUUACUAAUUUUGUCUUUUUUUUCUUUUAUAAUCAUUAUAAAAUAAAACAUUAUCUGAAAGA